AUGGUGGUUGUAGCAAUUGACAAAGACAAAGGGAGCCAAGCAGCAUUGAAAUGGGCAGUUGAUAAUCUGCUGGGGAAAGGCAAAAGUGUGACCCUCCUUCAUGUCAAGCUCAAGACUUCUUCUUCUCCUGCACCAUGCAGCGUAACCAAAGGGGCGCCCGAUUUUUGCACAGUCUACGUCAUUUCCAAAGGUAAAGUGGCAUCCGUUAAAGAAGCUUCUCGGGCGCAGAAUAAUGCAAGCAAUCAUCCCCCCACAGCCGAUGCACGUUCCGGGCAACCCUAUGGAAUGCGGGGUACUGCUAUGCAACCGUUUGCUGCCAAAACCAUCCCAACAGAAGAAAUGGACACAAUCAAGUCGCCUUUCACAAGAGGAAAAGCUGCAAACCGAUCAUAUGGGGAACUCCAGAUGCCUGACACAGACAUAUCAUUUGUGAGCCCAAUGAGGCCAAGCAUGAACUUGUUAUUCGAACAGGAUAUGAUGAUAGCCCCACGUAUUUCAAGCAGCUCCGACACGGAUAACAGGCCCAGUUUCGGAUCCUCAUUCUCCAAUGCCAGGUCAUCAGAUGCAAACAACAGCUUUGGGGUCUACUCGUCCAGCUCGCAGGAAAGUGGAAACUAUUCCUGGUCUGGAUCACAGAACCUGGAAGACGUGGAGGCAGAGAUGAGAAGGCUGAAGCAAGAGCUGAAACAAACAAUGGACAUGUACAGCACAGCCUGCAAAGAAGCACUCACAGCAAAACAGAAAGCACUCGAGCUACACCGCUGGAAAGUAGAAGAGCAACAGAGGCUCGAGGAGGCACAUAUGGCGGAGGAGGCGGCAUUAGCAAUUGCCAAGAAGGAAAAGGAAAAAUGCAGGGUGGCUAUCGAAAAAGCCGAAGAAGCUCAAAGGUUAGCUGAGCUCGAAUCCCAGAAGAGAAUCAGUGCUGAGAUGAAAGCUGUUAAAGAAGCAGAGGAGAAAAGGAAGGUGCUGGACAGGCUGGCGCAAAACGACGUGAGAUACCGCAAGUACUCCAUAGAAGAGAUCGAAACUGCCACGGAGUACUUUGCCGAGAAUCGUAAAAUUGGGGAAGGCGGAUAUGGGCCGGUCUACAAAUGCCAGCUGGAUCACACACAAGUAGCGAUCAAGGUUCUUCGACCAGAUGCUGCCCAAGGGAGAUCACAGUUUCAACAAGAGGUGGAGGUCCUGAGCUGCAUCCGGCACCCGAACAUGGUCCUCCUUCUGGGGGCGUGCCCCGAGUAUGGGUGCCUAGUCUACGAGUACAUGGCCAACGGCAGCCUUGAGGACCGCCUGUUCAGGCGCGGCAACACCCCGGCCCUCUCCUGGCAGGCCCGGUUCCGCAUUGCAGCCGAGAUCGGGACGGGACUACUCUUCCUCCACCAGACAAAGCCCGAGCCCCUCGUCCACCGCGACCUCAAGCCUGCCAACAUCCUCCUCGACCGCAACCUCGUCAGCAAGAUUAGUGAUGUUGGCCUCGCCCGCCUUGUUCCCCCCUCUGUGGCCGACACCGUCACCCAGUACCGCAUGACCUCCACAGCUGGUACCUUCUGUUACAUCGACCCCGAGUACCAGCAGACGGGCAUGCUCGGGAUUAAAUCCGACAUCUACUCCUUAGGGGUCAUGCUGCUACAGAUCAUCACCGCCAAGUCCCCCAUGGGUCUCACCCACCACGUCGAAAGGUCCAUCGAGAAAGGGACCUUUAAGCAGAUGCUGGACACUCAGGUGCAAGACUGGCCAGUUGAGGAGGCUCUGGUUUUUGCCAGGCUGGCGCUCAAGUGCACGGAACUCAGGCGCAAGGACAGGCCCGAUCUCGGGACCGUCGUGCUUCCGGAGCUCAACAGGCUGCGGGCGCUCGCCGAGGACUGUAUGCCUGACUUCCCAGCGAUUCUCAGCCCGAGGAAGUCGUCACUCAAUGGAAACGCCACUGAGUCCAAGAAGCUAUACUCUGAUGUCGAUGGCGCAAAGGGCCCGUCGAUAGAUAGUUAUGCAAGGGAAAAGAAUGUGGAGACGAAAACCUCGUGA
Molecule: messenger RNA, 2019 nt
Organism: Striga hermonthica
Lineage: Eukaryota; Viridiplantae; Streptophyta; Magnoliopsida; Lamiales; Orobanchaceae
Source: the annotation of a GenBank genome assembly